AUGCGAACCCGUCCAGCAUGGCGCGUCCUCACGAGUCUACGAGCUCCUCAAUGCAAAUAUCGUAGCUUUGCAUCUGUGUCUGAACCUUCUCCAAUCAAAGUUCAACACCAACCGGCGCCGCACUCUGGUAACAUUCGUAUUCUUCUCCUCGACAGGCCUACUGCUCGAAAUGCCUUGUCGCGCAGACUCGUCGCCGAUCUGAAGCGUCAUGUCAACGAGAUCCAGGCGGAAGGUGGUGCAGGCCCCACAAGAGCGUUGAUCAUCGCGUCCAAUACAGACAAAGCCUUCUGCGCCGGUGCAGACCUGAGAGAAAGAAAGGAGAUGACACAGGAAGAGACCAGAGAAUUCUUAACCGACGUGCGGAACACCUUUACCAAUCUGUCUAAUCUCCUUGUCCCUACCAUCUCCGCUAUAUCUUCAGUCGCCCUCGGAGGUGGUUUGGAACUCGCGCUCUGCACCACAUUUCGGGUUUUUGGAUCCUCUGCUGUUGUAGGGCAACCCGAGACAAAGUUGGCAAUCAUCCCAGGAGCAGGAGGGACCUACAGACUACCUGCAUUGAUUGGGGUCAGCCGAGCACGCGACCUUAUCCUUACCGGUCGGCGAGUUGGAGGGGCAGAAGCAUAUUUUCUGGGGUUGUGCAACCGACUUGUGGAAAUUACUCCUGAAGAGUUGACUGAAGAUGAUAAGGCACGGCAAAAGGUGCUAGCAGCCAGUUUACAGCUUGCCAGUGACAUCUGCGAUGGAGGCCCAAUUGCUCUGACACAGGCAAUGCGUGCAGUCAGCGGAUGGCAGCGGGGAGAGGCUGCCGAAAACGAAGCCUACGAGGUCAUCCUGAAGACGGAGGACCGAAUGGAAGCAUUGAGAGCAUUUGCAGAGAAGAGGAAGCCAGCCUUCAAAGGCAGAUGA
Messenger RNA from Fonsecaea multimorphosa CBS 102226, 906 nucleotides. RefSeq lists its product as uncharacterized. Gene Ontology annotation, cellular component: mitochondrion. Gene Ontology annotation, molecular function: enoyl-CoA hydratase activity. The transcript is spliced from 2 exons. The coding region runs from base 1 to 906 and encodes 301 amino acids. Gene Ontology annotation, biological process: fatty acid beta-oxidation. NCBI's taxonomy places the organism in Eukaryota, Fungi, Ascomycota, Eurotiomycetes, Chaetothyriales, Herpotrichiellaceae. The record is from RefSeq and is a predicted model, not a curated record.